AUGUCCUGCGUAUUAUUUUUACAAAAUCGCAAACACCAAUGGCGUUGGCGUGUUGCUGUUCGUUGUGUGUCUACCCGGGGUCGAUCGGGCUCACCCAGACGAUGCCGAUGCGGGUUCCGAGCCAGUUCAUGGAGGUUAUUUCUCCCCGCCCCCGCGCCCGCCUGUCGCGGCUUAUCCACCGGGGCGGCGGAUGAGGAUUUCAUUGUUACCACAUUAACUACCCCGGGAAAGGGCGCGCAAGACCAACAAGUAGACAAAAAACAUGACCGUGGACCACCUUGGGAGGUGCUUGCCAUGUUCGCCCCCAUGGCGACGGUCGCGGCGGGCGAAAUCAAGGCCUUGUUGCACAUCCUUUCCAGAAGCCCCGCUCAGGACCCGGGGCAGGGGGACGGAUCGGACGUAUCGACGGACCGUGACCUCGAGGAGCAAACGGUCGAGGAAGAAGCGGCCGACCUGAACGCGGCCCCCAGUUUGCGUUUGCCCUGGUCCGAGGUGGAAUUCCCUGUCCCGGCGUUCGAGCCAGUCGUGCCGGCGUGA
Messenger RNA from Amoebophrya sp. A120, 537 nucleotides. NCBI's taxonomy places the organism in Eukaryota, Dinophyceae, Syndiniales, Amoebophryaceae. The record is from the annotation of a GenBank genome assembly.